This is a messenger RNA of Trametes versicolor FP-101664 SS1, 1137 nucleotides long. RefSeq lists its product as uncharacterized. The annotation marks the transcript as partial. The transcript has 3 exons. NCBI's taxonomy places the organism in Eukaryota, Fungi, Basidiomycota, Agaricomycetes, Polyporales, Polyporaceae. The record is from RefSeq and is a predicted model, not a curated record.
ACGAUGAGGCUGCUACACACGAAGACAGGUCGGUUCCACGAAUUCGACGACCCGCGGACGGUUCGCUAUGCAAUCCUCUCUCACGUCUGGGCUCGGGAGGGCGAGGCCCACUAUCCGGAGAUCUCGGCCGAUCAUUCUUCAGUCAUCGACUUCUUCCCCUCCGAGAAAAUCAAGCGCUUGUGCAAGAUCGCGGCGGAGCACAACUACGACUAUGCGUGGGCCGACCUUUGUUGCACCGAUCAGACGAGCAGCUCCGAGCUUUCUGAGGCGAUCAACUCCAUGUACGAUUGGUAUCGAUACGCCGGUGUGUGCUACGUCUUCCUCUACGACGUGCCCACUCCUGCGACGUCCUCCAAGCUCGAAGCCCCCGAAAGUCCUUUCCGGAAGAGCAGAUGGCAUAAACGUGGGUGGACUCUGCAAGAACUCCUUGCCCCUACCGUGGUCGUCUUCUUGUCCUGUGAUUGGCGCAUCAUAGGCACAAAGCAUUCUCUCGCUCACCUCAUCCACGCCAUCACCGGAAUCGAUACUUGUAUCCUCACCGGCGAGCGGGCUCUCGAGGACUUCAGCGUCGCCUGUCGCAUGUCAUGGGCGUCUUCAAGGGAGACGAAGCGUGUAGAGGACAAGGCGUACUCGCUCAUGGGGAUCUUUGGGGUCAACAUGCCGACGACGUACGGAGAGGGCCGGUACGCCUUCAUACGCCUACAAGAGGAGAUCCUGAAGCACCACUCCGACCAGACGAUCUUCGCGUGGGGUCCCAUGGAGACCUCCUCGCAACACCAGUUCCUACUCGCGUCAUCUCCAAAGGACUUCCGAUACUCGUCAAACCUCAUCAGCAUCCCGUGGGAUGAGUUCAUGCGGCUGCUUGGCGCCCCUCUCGAGGACCGCCCGACGUAUACGAUGACAUCGUAUGGAGUGCGCACUCGGCUUCCUCUUCUUGCCGUUCGCGCGAAGAACCCCCAAACGAAUGUCCCUACAUGCAUCGCACUUCUCGCCUGCAAGGAUGCUGAGGGAAACCUCACGACGCUGCUCCUUCGUUCUCAGCCUAAGCGGCCGGAAAAGGACUACUUUGUGGGCGCGGUAGUUGGGCAGCUGCGCGACAUCAUGGGCUCGUUCGACAACAUCGAGCCUUACUCAAUG